AUGAAUGAUGAGGAUGCACAAGAUUUUAUCGAUUUCUUUGAUAUUGCACAAUCCAGUGUCAAUGCGACAGUAUCAGUUGAAAGGAAAUCUGACUACAGACCAAUUUCUUUACCUUCAUCAAUAAGUGAAAUAUUGAAAACGUGGACAAGUACACCGUCUGCUGCACUAGCAUCAUCUCGUGUUGGAAUUGCUCCUUGCGAUUUCAUAUCAUUCAAUGGAAUGUUUGAACAUACAUGGGGAGAAGGACAUGUUGAACAACCUCGCCGUUUGACUUCUAUUAUUGAUUACUUGCAUAAAAACUUUUGGCUUGAUCAUCAAUCUCGUUGGAAAUGUCUUUCUGGAAGGACGAUUACCGAUGAAGAAAUUCGACUUGUUCAUUCCGACACAUUCUUAUCAGGUUUUUUAGCUGUUGAACGUGGAGAAAUUGUCGAUGAUGUGAUGUCAAUGCGAACACUUUCAUAUGCUAAUGCUAAUUACAAUUUUAAAAGCGUUGGUCCAAUUAUUGCUCGAGCAUGUCGAAUAGCAGCGGGCACAACGCUUGAUUUAGUGUCGUCAAUUGUACGAGGUGAAAUCGAUUUUGGUAUAGCUUUAGUUCGUCCAGCUGGUCAUCAUUCCUCUACUGAUCAAGUGGGAACAUUUUGUGGUUUAAAUUCCGUGGCAAUCGCUGCCAUGUAUGCUAUUCAAAUCCUCGAAGUACCACGAGUUCUUAUUUUAGAUUGGGACGUACAUAGGAGUGGAGGAACAGAAGAAAUAAUAGGACGAAUAUCAAACGAUGAUCAGCAAAAGUAUCGUCUCAUCGAUAUUUACGCUGCAUUUGGGAAAAAUUCAAGUUCUACUAAUAGAUCUUCGAACUGUUAUCUUAUUGAUCUAUCUCAGAAUGAUCAACUUCCUGGUGAUGAAGAAUACCUUGAAACAUUUGAUAUAAAAGUAUUACCAGAUAUUGUUCAAUUUUCUGCUUCGCUAAUUGUGAUUUCAGCUGGUUUUGAUGCUGCCAAAGACGAAGCAGAAGAAUGUGCAAGAUUAACACCAAAUGGAUUCUUUCGAAUGUCUAACAAGUUGAAAAAGCUCAACAUUCCUCUGGUUUUUGUGUUAGAAGGGGGUUAUCGAGAACAAAGUUUAGUUCAAUCAAUAGGUGCAACCUUGAAAGCUCUGAUGGAUCUGUAA
This is a messenger RNA of Rotaria sordida, 1164 nucleotides long. The record is from the annotation of a GenBank genome assembly. NCBI's taxonomy places the organism in Eukaryota, Metazoa, Rotifera, Eurotatoria, Philodinida, Philodinidae.